This is a messenger RNA of Arachis stenosperma, 849 nucleotides long. RefSeq lists its product as uncharacterized. The transcript has a single exon. The record is from RefSeq and is a predicted model, not a curated record. Bases 1 to 849 code for a protein of 282 amino acids. Lineage: Eukaryota; Viridiplantae; Streptophyta; Magnoliopsida; Fabales; Fabaceae.
AUGGAAGUUUAUCAGCAAAUUGCCGAGAAAGGAAUCCUGCCGAAGCCCCGACCACUCAAGGACCGUACGGGGGGAAACAAGAACUUCUAUUGUGACUAUCACAAGGGCUAUGGUCACCAAACACAGGACUGUUUUGACCUGAAAGAUGCACUAGAACAAGCGAUAAGGGAGGGUAAACUAACAGAAUUCUCCCAUCUUAUAAGGGAGCCGAGGAGGCGUCAUCGCGACCAAGACGAAGAAGGCAAAACCCGGUCGGCAAAGCGGCGACAAGAGCCAGAAGACAGAGAUCACGGCCUCACCGUGAUAAACGUAGUGACGGCCAAAAACGCCGCGCCAAGGUCGCAAUCGGCGCACAAAAAAGAUGCUAAGGUCUUGGCGGUCUCCUCCUCGCUGGUGCGAAGCUCUAAGAAGCCCCCUUCCAUUUCUUUCGGCCCGAAAGACCAGUGGUUCGACGAGGCCCCUGAAAACCCACCCAUGGUCAUCACGGCCAGAGUGGGAACCGGUCUCGUCAAACGAAUCCUUGUCGACACGGGGGCACACUCGAAUAUCAUGUUUCGCAACGUGUUUGACGCACUGGGGCUAAUGGACGCCGACCUGUCGACUCACCAGCACGGGGUCAUUGGGUUGGGCGACCACUUCAUCAAACCUGAUGGAGUAAUAUCCCUGCCGGUCUCAGUGGGACAGGCUCAAGGCCGAAGAUCGGCGAUGGCCGAGUUUGUGGUCCUCCGAGAUUCCACCGCCUACAACAUCAUCUUGGGAAGGAAGACGAUUAACGAUGUUGAAGUGAUAAUCAACACAAAGCUGCUAGUUAUGAAGUUUGUUACCGAUGACGGAUCUAUAGGUCCAUAA